AUGAACACACAAAGCACUAACACAAGGCCACGUCGAAAACGUCGUUCUCGCUUUUCGGCCGCCUCCAAACCCGCAACUCAUGCAUCUCAGCACGCUUCCCCAGACAAGGUCAACGACCCUCCCACUUCGUCACCGUCCAUUCCGAAUCAAACCCCUCCUCUCUCCUCCCCUCAACCUCCUCCAACACCCGCAGUAGCACUUUCUUCCCCAAAACCCUCCUCUGAUCCCCCUUCUCAACCACUUUCCCUCUCCAACCCGGCCAAGCGCCGCCGCACUAAGCCUCGCCUAUCGGCCCCCAAGGCCUUCGACACCACCUUUGACAGCGAUGCAUCCGCUGACUCAGCCUCGGCUUUCGUACCUCUAUCUAGCCGUCUGUUCCGCCCUUCCGAAACCCCUGAGGAACAUCCUCCUCUCCGCCCAACGACCUCCCUCGCACCUGCUGACAACGGCCCAGACCCACUCGACGAUUUCUUCCAGUCCAUGGAAACAGCAACCUCUCACCACCCGAAAACAUCCAAAACUCACGCCCGAGGUGUAGAUUCCGAUCACAGCGAUUCGGACGCCUACUCCAGCGACGCAGCCGCUGUAACACGAAAGAAUGCCCUUUCAGCCUCCCGCCCGCAGAAGCGCGCUGUCUAUGAAAAGGUCAACCAUGCCAAAAUUGACUACCCACCCUUUCAAAAGGACCUCUACAUCGAGGUCCCCGAGCUCACAAAGCUUUCCCACGCCGACGUGGCUAAGCUCCGCCGCCAGCUCGGUAACAUCCGCAUCCGAGGAAAGCGCUGCCCGAAGCCAAUCACUGACUUUUCGCAAAGCGGCCUCUCAUCCGCCGUGCUCGACGUCUUGCGGCGCGCAGGGUAUGAACAUCCCACCCCCAUUCAAGCCCAGGGUAUACCGUGUCUCAUGUCCGGCAGGGACGUCAUUGGCGUUGCCAGAACUGGUUCGGGCAAGACCCUGGCUUUCCUCUUGCCUGUCCUACGACAUAUCGCGCUGCAACCGCGCGCGGGCCCGGGCGAAGGGCCCGCUGCCGUUGUUAUUGCGCCAACCAGGGAGCUCGCUAUCCAGAUUUAUGGAGAGGCGAAGAAGUUUUCAAAGGCCGUGCAAAUGAAGAGUGUUUGCGCGUACGGAGGGAGCGGCGUGAAGGAUCAGAUUGCGGAGCUAAAGCGUGGCGCAGAUAUCGUGAUAUGCACACCAGGGCGAAUGAUCGACUUGCUGGCCAUGAACUCAGGGCGGAUAUCAAACUUGCGCCGCGUUACUUUCGUUGUCCUGGAUGAGGCAGACCGCAUGUUCGAUAUGGGCUUCGAACCGCAGCUUACGCGCAUUGUGGAAAACAUCCGACCGGACAGACAAACUGUGAUGUUUUCAGCCACGUUUCCGGCGCAGGUGGAAAAGCUGGCGCGGAAGAUUCUGCAGCAGCCUCUAGAGAUUAUGGUGGGGGGGAAUUCUGUUGCUGCGUCGACGAUUGAUCAGUAUGUAGAAGUUCGAAGUGAAAACUCUAAAUUCCUACGCCUGCUUGAACUCUUGGGGAAAUGGUACGAGGUCGGCUCCACCCUUAUAUUUGUCGAUCGACAAGACAACGCGGAUCGCAUUUUUCGAGAACUAGUGAAGGCAAGAUAUAAAUGCCUCUCCCUGCAUGGGGGCAUGGACCAGGCCGAUCGUGAUUCUGCAAUUGUAGAUUUCAAGAACGGCGUAAUCAAAGUGCUUGUCGCUACAAGUGUCGCAGCGCGGGGGCUUGAUGUCAAGAACUUGACCCUUGUCGUUAACUACGAUGUGCCAAGCCAUUACGAGGACUACGUACAUCGCGUUGGGCGAACAGGUCGUGCUGGGAGAUCUGGAACUGCAUAUACGUUUAUUACGCAAGAGCAAGAGUCAUUUGCCCCAGACCUUGUGAAAGCACUGGAACUAAGUGCAAGGGCUGUUGCAGAACAGGAAGCUCCUAUCGGAGAUAAGGAAGCUGCACGAAGUGCAUCGGAUGAAGCUGCGGCCGCUGCGGUUCCCGAAAAAUUGCGAAAGUUAGCGGACGCGUUUGACAUAAAGCACAAAGCUGGCAUAGUCAGACAUAAAGCCAGCUCUGGGUAUGGUGGAAAGGGCUUUUCGUUUGACAACAACGAAGAGUAUGACGCAGCGAAGACUGCAAUCAGAAAGAUGCAAGCCAAGCAAUAUGGAAUAGAGGAUGAAGUCGCAGACGAGGAUGCUGGGGAGGACAACCGGCGCGCAGCAGACGCACCAAGUGAGGAGGAUGCGGAUGAGAAUGACGGAAUUAUUGAAAUUACUGUAGUACCGAAGGCGACCGGUCGGGAGCAUGCACUCAUGGCAACUGGAGACAUAAAACAGAAGUCACUGCAAGUUGCCAGGGAGCUCAGUCCGGCACAGGUUGCGAUCAUGUUGUCAGAGGCAGUAAAGAGGGCUGAGAAGGAGGCAGUCAGACUGAAACUUGACGAGAAGGCACGAUGUGCUCGAGUUGCGACGGCGAAAGCCACGGUGCUAUCUAUCGCUGCUAUGCAGAACAAGAAGGUCAAUUCGCUAAGUGGUGCAUCCGCUUCUAUUCCUGUUGUACCGUCUACUUCCCCGACUCAUAUGUUGAUCGACAAACCUCAGGCUGGAGCAGUAUCAGCUGCAGCAGCGGUCGCAGCGGCAAUUAGCGCUAAAAUUGGAGGAGAAAGUGCUACCAGCCAUGGCACUUUGCCUUCCAGUACAGCCGGGGCCGAGCAAUCCAACGGAGAAGAGACUGGAACGCGGUUUGCAGGAGAACUAGAGAUAAACGACUACCCUCAACAUGCGCGAUGGGAGGUCACAAGAAAGGGAUCCUUGAACGAUGUAGAGGAGUUCACGGGGUGCGUCGUGACUACUCGAGGCAACUUUUAUGCAGUAGGUCGUAAUCCGCCCGCCGGAGAAAGAAAACUGCAUUUCCUUAUCGAAGGUCCAAGCCGAAGUGCCGUGAGAGUUGCUCGACGGGAUAUCAAACAGAAACUGGAAGAAGCUGCAGCUAUAUCAAGACCAUCUGAGAACCAGUAUUCAAAGUAUUCUGUAGUCUAA
Chondrus crispus (carragheen) is the source of this 3036-nucleotide messenger RNA. Its product is annotated as probable ATP-dependent RNA helicase DDX46-like. The record is from RefSeq and is a predicted model, not a curated record. Gene Ontology annotation, molecular function: nucleic acid binding; RNA helicase activity; ATP binding. Lineage: Eukaryota; Rhodophyta; Florideophyceae; Gigartinales; Gigartinaceae. The transcript has a single exon. Bases 1 to 3036 code for a protein of 1011 amino acids.